AAGCCGGAACUAGUUACCUUUAAAGAGCCAAUCAGAUGCGUUCCGGACCUUCUUUCAGAGAUCCAAAAGAUCUGUGUGUGUCCACUUGCUUAGCUUCUGCGUAGCUUAAUGAAGAAUAAUGGAUUCGUCAAGUCCUCCUGUAAAAUGUGGGUACUGUGGCUGGCUGAUACAAGGUUGUCGGACUAUUCUACAACACAAGUGCCUAGAGCACUAUGACGAGCAUGUACACUGCUUGAAAGUGGACGAAAAUUUUGUUGUUACUCUGAUACCAAGACCAGGUGCUACGCAAUCUCUAGCUACCGAAGAGGUCGACGAUGAGAAUUUAGUGUCCGACGAGGUCCUUAUUGAAGCUAUUCCAAAAAGACCAGCCCUGUACAAUGCGCAAUUACCUGUGAAACAGAGGACAAAAUUGAAGAUUAAUGCGUUGUGGUUGGAAAUCAGCAAUACCUUAGGAGGCAUGACCGCAGAAGAUGCGAAAAAAAGAUGGCAAUAUAUGCGAGAAUGUUACAUGAAGGAAAAGAAGAAGCAGCAUACAUACACACCUAGCGGGUCUGCAGCUGGCAAUUCAAAAAGAACGUCAUUCCGACAUUAUGACCUGAUGAAGUUUUUGGGCGACUCGUUACCGAACACACAAACUAUUAGUAAUAUUGCUGUACCUCAAUCGCCUAGUGAUAGCGGCUGUUCGAGCGUUUCCCUUAUCCAGGAUGUCAAUUGUGGCAUAGUUCCUCCUGGUCCCUCAUCAGCGUCAUCCACAUUCUCGAGCAAUACUGAUCGCGACUCACUGAUGUCACCAACACCACCUUCAAGAACUCCAACACCAGGCCAAAAGAAGCGAAAGUUGAGUGAAAGUAACGCUGAUCUACGCUCAGCGUUAAUAGAUGCGUUGAAGCAGCCUGUAGCGCAAGUAGAUGCAGUCGAUGGCAUGCUGCUUCGGUUAGGCGAAGGCCUGUGAAGACUUCCAUACCGCGAGAGAACGGCUUUGGAAAUUAAAUUUCUAACUAUGCUUAUGGAAGUCGAGGAGAGGCUCAACUUGCAAGACUGAAAUGGGAUUCUGGCAGAGUUAUUUAUUAUUAUUUUUUUAUAAACUGCGUUUAAAUAAUCCGUCUGUUCUUUUUAUACACUACCGAUAAGUUUACAGUUAUUU
Messenger RNA from Athalia rosae (coleseed sawfly), 1144 nucleotides. RefSeq lists its product as uncharacterized. Gene Ontology annotation, biological process: regulation of transcription by RNA polymerase II. NCBI's taxonomy places the organism in Eukaryota, Metazoa, Arthropoda, Insecta, Hymenoptera, Athaliidae. Gene Ontology annotation, cellular component: nucleus; transcription regulator complex. The record is from RefSeq and is a predicted model, not a curated record. The transcript is spliced from 7 exons. The coding region runs from base 119 to 952 and encodes 277 amino acids.